UGCUGUGCUCUUCCAGCACCACUAAUCCAGAAUCUGGUUUCCAGCUUCUGCAGUCAUUGUUUCUACCCUGGAGCUUCAACCAAUCGGUCACGAGCCAAGUGUGCGCGCACAUCUAACCUGGGCGGCAUCCCAGUCCGUUCGCCAGGUUUCGAGACGGCGAGGGUUCCGGGUACAAUCCCAGAACUACAUAUUUAUCAGACAAUAAUGGACUCUGAAGAUAUUCCAGAGCCACGUUUUAAAUCGUACCAAACAAAGCCAAUGCUUUAUCGUGAUCACAAUUUGCAGACUUUACCACUUAAUUACUCUGGGAAUCAGCUUGAACUUGAAGAAUGUAAGAUUCGAGUAGUUCAAAGUACUCAAAUGCAAAAUAAGCCAGUAUCCUUAUGGACAAAGGAUGAAGUGUGUGAGUGGCUAAGAAGCCAAUAUCCACGACAAAGCUCUAUUUUUAUAGAAGCAAUAUCUGAGCAUGCAGUCUCAGGACGUGCUUUGUUGAGACUCACUGCUGCAAAGUUGAAACAAAUGGGCAUUGCUCAGGAGAGCCAUCGUCAAUCCUUGCUGAAGGAAAUACUGCAACUGCAUAUACAAGAUGAUGUGGAAAGUCUUAUUUCUGCCUUUGCAGAAUGUCAGUGAAAUGAUGUCACCUGCCCAGACAGCUGACGCAGAUGUCUAAUCAGCAUUUUUGAGAGUGAAGCCCACGGAAAAUGACUGGCCCAAAUGGAGUCCCUAGCUGUGCACUCAGAUCCUACGCAUACCAGCUAGUGGGAGUAUUCACUGACAUAUUUAAUCUUUCCUUACUAUGAUCCGAUGUCCCCACCUGCUUCAAGAAGACCACCAUCAUCCUGGUGCCAAAGAAAACUUAGAGUGUGUUUCAGUGACUACUGUCCAAUGGUUCUGAUCUCAAUUAUGAAGUGCUUCAAGAGGUUAGUCAUGUUUCACAUCAAUUCUAGCCUCCCAGCCUGCCUUGAUCCCUUGCAACUCACCUCCUGUCACAACAGGUCCAUGGCAGAUUCCAUCACCUUGGAACAUCCCAUAACAAGGAUACCUACAUUAGGCUCCUAUUCACUGACUACAGUUUCACCUUCAACACCAUAAUUCCAACCAAACUAAUCUCCAAACUCCAAGACCGAGGUUUCUGCUCUGCCCUCUGCAUCUGGAUCCUCAAUUUCUUGACCCACAGACUGCAAUCAGUAAGAAUAGGCACCACUUCUUCCACAAUAUUCCUCAAUACUGGCGCCCUGCAAAGCUGCUUACUCGGCCCCUUACUAUACUCCCUAUACACUCCUGACUGUAUAGCCAAGUUUCAUCCUAACUAUCUAGAAGUUCGCUGACGACACCACUGUCGUAGACUGGAUCUCAAACAAAAACAAGACAGAAUACAGGAAAAGGUAGAGUACUUAGUGUCAUGGUGGAAAGAUAAUGAGCUGUCCCUCAACAUCAGCAAAAUGAAAGUGCUGGUCAUUGACUUCAGAAAGCAAGGUGGAGGGAACACUC
Molecule: messenger RNA, 1491 nt
Organism: Chiloscyllium plagiosum (whitespotted bambooshark)
Lineage: Eukaryota; Metazoa; Chordata; Chondrichthyes; Orectolobiformes; Hemiscylliidae
Source: RefSeq, a predicted model, not a curated record